Molecule: messenger RNA, 249 nt
Organism: Adineta ricciae
Lineage: Eukaryota; Metazoa; Rotifera; Eurotatoria; Adinetida; Adinetidae
Source: the annotation of a GenBank genome assembly
AUGCAAAGAAUUGUCAUUGAUGGUCACGAAUGGGAAGUGCCUAAUGAAUCUGGAUGGGAAGAAGUUCUAUUAGAAGCCAAUGCCGCUCGAGAACGAAUCUUUAGAUCGUGCACGACACUUGCGGAAUGUCGUCAGAUCGUCGACGAACUUUAUGCUGUUUUCAACCGUCAUCCAGUAUCAAAGAAAUACCUCGAAACUAACAAGGAUGAAGUCGAUGAUAUUCUCUCAUCCAUAUUCAAAUGGGGUUAG